This is a messenger RNA of Asparagus officinalis (garden asparagus), 5456 nucleotides long. RefSeq names its product pentatricopeptide repeat-containing protein At4g31850, chloroplastic-like. Gene Ontology annotation, molecular function: protein binding. The record is from RefSeq and is a predicted model, not a curated record. NCBI's taxonomy places the organism in Eukaryota, Viridiplantae, Streptophyta, Magnoliopsida, Asparagales, Asparagaceae.
AUGCUGGUUAGGAUUUUCUCACUGGCGAAAAUUCACGGAGAAGUUAGGCAUGUGCUUCUUGAUGUGAUGGUUUUUGACAAGGGAUUGCUUUCUGAUGUUGUGAGAUUUUCUAGUGGUUCGAUUACGCCAUUGCAAACCUAUGGCGGUCUGAUAAAAGCUCUCGUGGACAAUUCAAUGAUUGAGGAUGCGCUGGAAUUUUGUUUGGAGGCUAUGGGAAUUAGGCUGGAAAUUGGUGUCCCUCUGUGCAAUUCUUUGCUCAAGUGUUUCAUCGAGAGGAAUAAUGUUAGGGUUGUCAGGAGUUUGUUUGAGUAUAUGAAGGUGUUGGGACCAUCACCAAACAUUUACAAUUAUACUACUAUGAUGGAGUUGUACACUAAAGGCAAUACAUUGGAUGUAGGUGAAGCUAACAAGAUUCUUGUAGAGAUGGAAAAUCACGGUGUCAGGCCUAAUGCAGUAACAUAUAACAUGUACAUUCAAGGGCUUUGUAAGAUAGGGAAGGCUGAGAAUGUUUGGGAAUUUCUUAAGGAUUUGCAGCAUAAAGGACUUGAGUAUGAUAACUACUGUUGUAAUGCUGUCAUUCUUAGUUUCUGCUGUAAAGGGGAGUCGAACAAAGCACUUACAGUAUUGGAUGAGAUGAAGAAGUGUGGCUUAUCACCUGAUAAUCAUAGCUAUAACAUCUUGGUGGAUGGGUUUUGUAAGGAGGGCAAUGUUUCUGAAGCUUGGAAUCUCUUUGAGGAAAUGCAUAGAAGAGAAUUAAUGCCUAACGUGAUCACGUAUACCUCUCUAUUGCAUAGAUUAUGUUCCACAAGAGAAAUGGAAACUGCAAGUAAGUUGUUUCAUGAGUUGAGAGAUAAGGGCUACAGGAGAGAUCUUAUGGCCUAUAUCAUUCUCAUUGAUGGAUGUUGUCAGCAUGGUGAUCUGGAUGGUGCAUGUGAGCUAUGGCACGAAAUGAUCAAAGACAAGUUUACUCCAGACAUUUUCUAUCAUACCAGUCUAAUUUACAACUAUUGCCAAAAGCAAAAAUUGUAGGAAGCUACGGAUCAGUUUGAAAUCAUGCUUAAUGAUGGUGUGGUGCGCAAUGUUGUUACUUGCACCAUUAUUGUUGAUGGGUUCUGCAAGGAAGGACGUAUUAUAGAAGCUUUUAUGUUCUUAAAUGAAAUGGAGGAGGUGGGUAUCAAUCCUAAUAUAUUUACUUACACUACAACCAUUGAUGCACUAUACAAAAUUGGAAGUUCUUGUGUUGCAUCUGUUGGAGAUGCUCUGAUAGCUCUUAUUCCUGAUGUAGUUCUAUAUACCACCCUAAUCAAUGGUUUAGUCAAAACAUUGGACUUGGAGAAAGCUCUUAUGAUCUAUGAAAUGAUUUCUCAAGGGGCUAUAGAUCUGAACAUUUUUACUUAUGCAAGUCUCAUCAAUGGGUUAUGCAGUGCUGAAAUAUGCAAGGAUAUGAAGAAAGCUCUGGAAUUUGUCAAUUCAAUGGAGACAGAUGAGUUUGAACCUGACAGCAUUAUGUACAGUUCAAUAAUUGCAAGUUCUUGUAGGUCCAACAAUAUAGAGAUUGUUGUAGAACUGUUCUAUAAAUUGGAGAGACAGAAAUUCAGACUUGACAGAAGUAUGUAUACUUCAAUAAUUGCUGCUUAUUGUAGGUGCAAUGAUAUUAAGAAGGCUGUACGAUUGUUCAAUAGAAUGGUGGAAAGUGGUUUACUACCAGAUGUGUAUAUGUAUACUUGUUUAAUAGAGAGAUGUAGCAAGUUGUCAGUGAUGAGCAUUGUAGAGUUGCUGCUGGCUAAAAUGAUUAUAGUAGGAUUCACUCCUGAGGCAAUAAAUUAUACAACUCUUAUACACGGAUAUCGUAAGAUGGGUGACUCUAAGAAGGCCUUUGAGUUGCAUAAAUCUAUAACUUUCCAAGAAUCUAUUGUGACGCCCCUGGUUUUAGACAAGACUGUAGUCCAAGGAUUACCUGGUGUUCUUUGGGUGUUACCUGAUUCUUAUCUGGAUGUUCCUAACAAGGAUCACAGAGGUUUAUUAUGGAACAGAUUUUUUUUUCCUCGAUUAAGCGUCUCCAUGAUUCGGCCUCAAUUGGGAUUUUCGCGCCGGAACCUCAUUCGAAGAGUUCACAAGUACUCCUCUGCUGCUCUUUCGACAAUUCGAGAUGACCCGUUGGUCGAUUCCGUAGAGAGAACUAGCAAAACUUCACAGGUUAACCAGUUCAGCUUUUGCACUGUGAGAAGCCCGACCCUUUUCCCUUACAUUGCUGUCUCUGUGAAAACUUUGAAUCAUGAUAUUUUCUGUGAGAUGAAAUUUGCAAAUGUGGUGGAUAUAUAUGGCAUUUCUCAUGCAUUAGAGUCAUUCUCAAUGCUGGUUGGGAUUUUCUCGCUGGUGAAAAUGCGUAGAGAAGUCAGGCAUUUGCUUCUUGAUGUGAUGGUUUUUGACAAGGGAUUGCUUUCUGAAGUUGUGAGAUUUUCUAGUGGUUCAAUUACGCCGUUGCAAGCCUAUGGAAAUCUGAUAAAAGCUCUCGUGGACAAUUCAAUGAUUGAGGAUGCGCUAGAAUUUUGUUUGGAGGCUAUGGAAAUUGGGCUUGAAAUGGGCGUCCCUCUGUGCAAUUCUUUGCUCAAGUGUUUCGUCGAGAGGAAUAAUGUUGGGGUUGUCAGGAGUUUGUUUGAGUAUAUGAAGGUGCUGGGGCCAUCACCAAACAUUUACACUUAUAUUACUAUGAUGGACUUGUACACUAAAGGCAAUACACUGGAUGUAGAUGAAGCUAACAAGAUUCUUGUAGAGAUGGAAAAUCAUGGUGUCAGGCCUAAUGCAGUAACAUAUAGCAUGUACCUUCGAGGGCUUUGUAAGAUAGGGAAGGUUGAGAGUGCUUGGGAAUUUCUUAAGGACUUUCAGCAUAGAGGACUUGAGUAUGAUAACUAUUGUUGUAAUGCUGUCAUUCUUGGUUUUUGCCGUAAAGGGGAGUUGAACAAAGCAUUUACAGUAUUGGAUGAGAUGAAGAAGUGUGGCUUAUCACCUGAUGUUCAUAGCUAUAGCAUCUUGGUCGAUGGGUUUUGUAAGGAGGGCAAUGUUUCUGAAGUUUGGAAUCUCUUUGAGGAAAUGCAUAGAAGAGAAUUAAUGCCUAAUGUGAUCACGUACCUAGGAGAAAUGGAAAUUGCAAUAAAGUUGUUUCGUGAGUUCAGAGAUAAGGGCUAUGGGAGAGAUCUUAUGGCCUAUAGCAUUCUCAUUGACGGAUGUUGUCAGCAUGGUGAUAUGGAUGGUGCACGUGAGCUAUGGCAUGAAAUGAUCCAAGACAAGUUCACUCCAGAUGUUUUCUGCCAUACCAGUCUAAUUUACAGCUAUUGCCAAAACCAAAAAUUGCAGGAAGCUACAGAUCAGUUUGAAAUCAUGCUUAAUGAUGGUGUGGCGCUCAAUAUUGUUACUUGCACCAUUAUUAUUGAUGGGUUAUGCAAGGAAGGGUGUUUUAUAGAAGCUUUUCGGUUCUUAAAUGAAAUGGGGGAGCUGGGUAUCAAUCCCAAUAUAUUUACUUACACUACAAUCAUUGAUGCGCUAUACAAAAUUGGAAGUUCUUGUGGUGCAUGGGAGAUUUUUGGAGUUAUGAUAAAACGAGCUCUUGUUCCUGAUGUAGUUCUAUAUACCAUCCUGAUCAAUGGUUUAGUCAAAACACUGGACUUGGAGAAAGCUCUUAUGAUCUAUGAAAUGAUGUCUCAAAGGGGUAUAAAUCCAAACAUUUUUACUUAUACAAGUCUCAUCAAUGGGCUAUGCAGCGCUAGAAUGCUUCCUACAGCUUUGGGCUUAUUUGAGGAAAUGAAAUGGAAGGGAUUCAAGCCUGACAGGGUUCUUUAUUCUACGAUGAUUUCAUGUUGCUGCAGAUGCGAGGAUAUGAAGAAAGCUCUGGAAUUUGUCAAUUCAAUGGAGACAGAUGGGUUUGAACCUGAUGGCAUUGUGUACAGUUCGAUAAUUGCAGGUUAUUGCAGGUCCAACAAUAAGGAGAUUGCUUUGGAACUGUUCUAUAAAUUGGAGAGACAUAAAUUCAGACUUGACAGAAGUAUGCAUACUUCAAUAAUUGCUGCUUAUUGUAGGUGCAAUGAUAUUAAGAAGGCUGUACGAUUGUUCAAUAGAAUGGUGGAAAGUGGUUUAGUACCAGAUGUGUAUUUGUAUACUUGUUUAAUAGAGAGAUGUAGCAAGUUGUCAGUGAUGAGCGUCGCAGAGUUGCUGCUGGCUAAAAUGAUUAUAGUAGGAUUCACUCCUAAGGCAAUAAAUUAUACAACUCUUAUACAUGGAUAUCGUAAGAUGGGUUACUCUGAGAAGGCCUUUGAGUUGCAUAAAUCUAUGCUGACGCAGCUUCCCGAAUCUUUACAUCAGUAGGCUGGAAAAUACCAACAAUUAAAUCACCUCAGCAUAUAUGUCUGGAAUCAGAUGGUACUAAUUUGCACUCAAAUCCAACUGGUUCAUUACGUUCUUGCAGCUAUAAGUGAGAGGGAAACUAAGGGUACGAGGCAGUUUUUGGAGAAGAAAGAGGGUAGUCUUCGACGAAAGAUGAUGAGAAAGAGAGGAAACAGCCAUUCAGUUCAAUAGGUGCAGAACCAUGUGGUAAUCCGAGGCGACAAUUGAAACGAUCCUUCCUUAGGUGGUCUCUUUUACCCAUCCAUAGCUCAACUUAUUCCUUGAAUUUCAGUUUCAGUUGAUGCAGAUUGCCGUGCAUCAUGAAUUUUGUACCGUUCAUGGAUGUUUCACUGAAUCUUUAAUCAAUGUUCUACAUGCACCUUAUUGAAAAAGCAUCUCAAGCAUGAAAAUGUGAAAUUGUAAAAACAAUGGAGAUCAAGUCAGAGUUUUAUAGUUGGACCACCUGCCAUUCGUCAGUCAGUUCUUUGGUCGUAAUACCCAAGGACGUGUUAUGAUUCAUUGAGAUUGGUACCUAACACUGCAACGGUUGUCUAAGCAUAUCCUAAAAUCUACGCAGAUCAAAGAUCGAGCGGCUUGCUAGCUGGUAAGUUGAUUCUAUGGUGGACCAGCAAGGAGGCUUUGUUCCGUUCUGUUGGUGUUGGUCCCAUAUGUAUGAAUAAGCUUUCAUAGCUAUUGUCCUGAUGGAGCUAUCAUUUGGAUAUUUCCUGCAUGAACCUUGGAAUUCAUAUUUAUAUCAUCCUCGAUGAGUUUUACAGAUUCAUAGCUCCAGUUAGCGGACCACCUCGCCCAUCCUUCAGAUUCAUAGCUCCAGUUGAUGGACCACCUCGCCCAUCCUUCAACAUCUAAUGAAUUUGAAAGCUCGAGCUUGAGUUACUACCCAGUGAUUUUGAAAUUGCUUUUGAUUGAGCAUCAGUUUACGUUUACAACGUGAUAUUUUUCUUGUAAACAAUUAGAGACUGAAAGAAUUUCUGAUGUUUAUUGUGCACCAGUAUUAUUCCAAUUUACACGAGGAAAGUUAAUGUUAUAGCAUACAAGAAUCUUUGGACUGAUUUGUUCAA